GUUCAGUCUCCUCCCACCGGGCGGCCGCUAGAAGGAGCUCGGUGACGGGGAGGAGGACCAGCCGCUGCCCGGCAGUCAUCGAGGAGCGACCGCGCCUGUGUGUGUGUGUGUGUGUGUGUGUGUUUGUGUGCGUGUGUGUGUGUUGGGGGGCAGACGGGGGCUGGACCACCACGGAUAACAUCAACAAGGCGCCCUUAAAGGUUGCAGCCGUUACAGUGACAUGGGCCUCAAACGUGACUACACACCCUGCAGAGCCAACACGGGAGCCUCGCCUGAACUGCCCAGUAGAAAAUGACUCAGAGGAAUGGAUUCAGAGAGACGAGCGAACGCUGCCUCCACUUGCAGGCCUCUGUGGUUUGUGAGCAGGCCAACGGCAUGGAGCAGGAGAACGGUGCGGAGGCCAACGACUGCGAGUUCGAGGAGGGCGGACCGGGCAAAGCCAGGGCCAUGACGGGAGCGGUCGUAGCUCCUGAUGGCGGCUGGGGCUGGGUGGUGCUGGUUGCCACGAUCUUGGUCCUGGCUCUGACCCUGGCGUUCCCCUCCUGUGUGGGAAUCUUUUACACCGACCUGCAGAAUGACUUCCACGCCUCCAACAGUGAAACCUCCUGGGUGCCCUCCAUCAUGACGUCAGUGCUUCAUGCGGGAGGUCCUUUUUGUAGCGUGCUGGUGGAGAGACUUGGUUGCCGGGCGACGGUCAUGUUGGGCGGAGUCCUGAGUGGGCUCGGAAUGGCUGCCAGUUCAUUUACCCAGUCCAUCAGCCAGCUCUACAUCACAGCCGGGGUCGUUACAGGUCUUGGUUUCUGCUUCAGCUUCCAGCCAGCUGUGACGAUCCUCGGGCACUACUUUGUGCGCCGCCGUGCGUUCGCCAACGCCAUGUCGUCGACAGGCACCGCUCUGGGCCUGUGCACGCUACCUUUCCUGGGUAACUACCUCCACACAGAGCUGGGCUGGAGGGGCAGCUUCCUGGUUUUGGGGGCCGUCCUGCUGAACUGCUGCGUGUGCGGAGCUGUGAUGAGGCCCCUGCAGCCCGCCAAACAUCGUGGCCAGCCGCUGAUGAACCAUGGACCUCUUCCACCGGAGGAGGAAAAAGUAAAGAAGGAGAAAGGGCUGCUGAGGACGAUAUGGAGCUACUUGGUGGCUUCCAUGAGCAAACACAUGGCCUUUGAUCAGUUCUGCAACAACUCUCGUUACUGUGUGUACACUAUAGGCAUCACCUGGAUGAUGCUGGGCUUCGUGGUGCCCUUGGUGUAUCUGGUUCCCUACGCCACAGCAAACAACAUGGAGCAGAGCCGCGCCGCACUGCUGCUCUCCAUCCUGGGCAUCGUUAACAUCGUGGUGCGCCCGCCCAUGGGCAUCAUCUUUAACCUGCCCUGGUUCAAAGGGCGACACAUUUACGUGUUUGCCAUGGCUCUGCUGGUCAACGGGCUCAGUAACAGUAUCUGCUGCAUCGGGCCGAGCUUCAAAGUACUGCUGAUUUACGUGAUAGUCUACGGGCUGUCCAUGAGUGUGGUGGGGUCGCUGAUGUUCACCGUCCUCAUGGAUACCGUGGAGAUGAGCCGCUUCCCCUCAGCUCUCGGCCUGCUCGCCAUCAUGGAGAGCAUCACGCUGCUCAUCGGGCCUCCACUGGCAGGAGUCCUGGUGGACAAGACGGGCCAGUACUACCACGUUUUCUUCGCCUGCAGUGCCGUCGUUGCCUCAUCUGCCGUGUUCCUCAUGGUGUCUUUCUUCUGGCUCGCCAAAAGGGACAGGAAGUCGUUAAUGCAGGGUCAACCAUCAGCACCGCCUGAACCAGCAAGACCCGUCGACAUAGUUCCCAGCUGUCAGUACAGCAGUGUGCCCACAGAGGGAGACAAAGACAAGGCCUCGGCUAACGGGGCAGAGUAUAUCACCAGCGUCUGAGCAUGCUCACACAUCACACUCUGGUCCACACCGUCUUUAGAUUAUUCUGUAAUGUUUGUGUGAGCCUGUCCGGUGUACCAGAUGUUGCAGAGUUUGCUCUUCUGUGGCUGAGCAACACCUCACCUCUCGAGCAACAUCUGCCAUCUGGUGCACCAUAAAGGUCAAAACAAACACUAUGAAUAAUUUUCACUGUGUGACCGAGGUCAGACACUUGAUCCUACGUACCAAAAUGGAACAGAUGUGCACUUACAAUGUGAUUGUACUGUUUAUUGUAACAUGCUGCUGAUCUUAUCGCCGUGAUCACACAAUCUAUCAUAUAUGAGCUAGCUCACUUUGUCAAGCCAAGAGACGUUACAUGAUCUUUUGUUGAGUAAAUCACUCGGUAUACUUUCUAGAUAUUUGAUAGAAUGAGGAGCUUACAGACAGAAAAGAAUGAGUAGGUAGCUAGAGAUUGACACAGUAUCCCAAGCAGUUGUAGUCAAAUACAGAGCAAAUUUAGCAGUAAUAUAAACAUGUGAAAUCAAACUGAAGCAAACACAAUGAAGCAUAAUGUCGCUCACAGAGAAUACUUCAUCAUAGGGAUGCACCUUUUUUUUGGUUCCCAGUUUUGUGCCAAGAGGUUAAAGGAAUACCUGAAGUGUUUUGAAGUAAUUCAGCCUUUCACCACACUUACAAAGAUGGCGUAGUAGUUAGAUCUUUGACAGAGCAUGAAUCUCAAUCACACAAACUUGGAAAACAAUUCAAUAUAACGUGGAAGGUUAGGUCAUAGCUAGGUAGAACCAGUGGGAUUUGUCCCAACUGUUCCUGAACGCACCACAGAGACAAAUGAUCUGUUCUGAUCUGCAUUGAUUUGUAGUAUAGGGCUACAGAUACAAGACACUAACACGCCUUUUCUCCCCAUUCCAGUCUCCCUCUCUUUCUGUCUUUCACAUCUUUAUUUCCUCCCACUGCGUCUACCGUGUGAUGGGCACUGAUAGGUUGAAAUCAGUCUUGUGAUGUUGGAAAGGCGCCUUGCAAUGAUGCCAAAUAAAAAAACAACCCAUAAUUCUCCUGAAAUGCAUUCAAACUAAAGAAAUAAGCCUUGCCAAGUUUUGAAAAUGUGAGGAGGAGACUGUUCAGACAUUUGUGUUCAGAUGUACGAAGGAAAAGUCAGUACAAAUACCCGAAAAGUAUGCUUAAGUAUUGUAAUGAAGUAUUUGUGCAUCCUUGAGUAUAAUCUCUGCAUAGUCUUAAAUACUAAUCGCAGGGAUGUCACGAGUCAGUACCUCCUGAGAUUUUGUCAGAUCUCAUAAACACAAGCUACUGCUGUUGGUGUCAGCUGUCGUAUUUAUUAACGGUCAACAGGGCAAUGAAUUGUUGGCUGAUGAAUUGGUGCAUCCCAACUUCAUUAUUAAGAGUUAAUGUGGAUUAAAGGAUGAAGUUGUUAUUCUACCAAAGCCAGCUCUGUGUUAGCAUGUUUGAAUUUAAAGGAAAUAUCAGCCUUUGACCCACAGUACUUGUUCAAAUAUACAUUUAGUGUUGCUUUUUUGGUCUUUUUGGGAUAUUUUUGACAAUAAGAAAAAUCACUGGACUUAUUUUUUAAAUGACUGACUUGUUCCAGUAGGCAGAACGGGAUAUAGAAAACAAGAGUGCUGUCUUUCUGCCUCUUCUUGACAUCUUCAUGAUCUUUAAAGUAGAAUGUAUGUAAUGUAUUUUCUCAGUUAUGUGAGACAGCAUAUUACACCCAUGAUGACACGUUUGGGUUGCUUUGGAUCACUGAAGGUGGAUAUAUAAAAGAAAAUUCUGUUUGUCAUUCACUGUCACAUGUAGAAUAUGUACUGUGUAAGCAGCAAUUAAUCAUGUUUUUGUGUUUCCCUUCUCAUUCCUUAAUGGAACAGUGCCUUUUUGUAUAACUGGUGUAUUUCUAAAGAUAACCACAGGAAAAUAUCACAAUUUCAGAUGAUUUCAUAUUAAAGGUCAACUUGAACGUGG
This is a messenger RNA of Acanthopagrus latus (yellowfin seabream), 3870 nucleotides long. RefSeq names its product solute carrier family 16 member 5a (gene slc16a5a). The coding region runs from base 292 to 1899 and encodes 535 amino acids. The transcript has 5 exons. Gene Ontology annotation, biological process: transmembrane transport; monocarboxylic acid transport. Gene Ontology annotation, molecular function: monocarboxylic acid transmembrane transporter activity. Lineage: Eukaryota; Metazoa; Chordata; Actinopteri; Spariformes; Sparidae. The record is from RefSeq and is a predicted model, not a curated record.